Molecule: messenger RNA, 1671 nt
Organism: Zasmidium cellare ATCC 36951
Lineage: Eukaryota; Fungi; Ascomycota; Dothideomycetes; Mycosphaerellales; Mycosphaerellaceae
Exons: 5
Coding region: 1-1671 (556 amino acids)
Molecular function (GO): monooxygenase activity; oxidoreductase activity, acting on paired donors, with incorporation or reduction of molecular oxygen; heme binding
Source: RefSeq, a predicted model, not a curated record
AUGGACACCAUCUUCUCCCCAACAACGAUCUUGGUCCUCCUGGCCUUGACCGCCAUCCUCUACCUCGCCUCCCGCGCCGCCCUCCCCAAACCCCUCCCGGGAAUCCCCUACGUCCCCGGCUCCGAAAAAAACCUCCUAGGCAACCUCCCCCUCGCCCUCGCGCACACCAAGCAUGCCGGCCGCUUCAGCAGCUACUUCUACAAACCCGCCGAAGACCUUGGCGUCCCCCUCCUCCAACUCUUCAUGCAACCCUUCGGGCGCCCCUGCCUCCUCCUCUGCGACGGCCGCGAAGCCCAAGACCUCAUGACGCGGCGCGCGCACGAGUUCGAGUACGCGGAUUUCGCGAUCGAUCUGCAUCGCGGGGCGUGGCCGGGGACGUUGGCGGCGCUCAAGACGAAUGAGCGGUGGAGGGCGAAUCGUAGGAUGUUGGGGGAGACGACGACGUCGCGGUUUGUGAAUUCGGUCGGGUUGGAGGCGAUGUAUCGGGGCGCGGGGGAGUUGGUGGAGUUGUUGGCGUUGAAGGCGAGGUUGGCACGGGGGGAGGUUUUUGAUGUUAGGGAGGAUUUGAAGAAUGCUACGGCUGAUAUUAUCUGGACGUACUCGUACAAUGGCAAGCUUGGGGCCGUUUCUUCACAGAUUGAAGCAUUGAAUGAGAGCAACAAACUCCUCGAUAAUCAGGUUCUCGCCGCGAAGCUCCCAGACGUCCUGAAAGCCAUCAUCGACAUCUCAGCGACAUCACAGAUCCCGCUCGAGUCACCACUCGGCAUCACGCACCAGAAGCUCGUGCUAAGACUUACGCCCAAACUGCGUCGUGCUACCGCCGUGCAUGAUGCAAGGCUGGAGCAUGAGGUUAAACAAGCGGCGAAGCGUCUCUCGGAGAAGAAGCUACCAGCGGACGAGAGCGCCAUGGCGUCGAUGUUGAAUAGAUUACAGGCGACUUUUGGCGACGAAAUUCCGGCUUCGGAGUUGAAGGCUGUGCAAAACGAGUUGGCGUUGAUGAUGCAUGCCGGGCAGAAGACUGUUGCGGAUACGACAGCGUGGGCGUUCAAGUAUCUUGCUGUGCAUCAGGACGUGCAACAAAAAGUGCGCGCCGAGCUCAAGGCCGUCUUCGGCAACGUCUCAACAAUCCCCAAGGAGGACAUCAUCCCCGCCAACCUCCCCCAUUGCGACGCAGUCGCCCACGAAGUCCUUCGCCACAUGCCCAUCAUCCCCUGCCACAUUCGCACGAGCCUAGUCGACACCCAGCUCCUCGGCCACUUCAUCCCCAAAGGAACGAAUGUCUUCAUGCCGCCUGUCGGACCCAGCUUCACCUCCCCCGCCCUCCCCAUCGACGAAAGCAAACGCACCGGCAACACCACCUCGCGAAUGUGGAGCCACAGCCACACGGACCUCGACGUCUUCCGUCCGGAUCGCUGGCUCGUGAAGCAGGAAGACGGCAGCGUCAAGUUUGACAAUCGGGCGGCGCCGAUGCUGACGUUUGCUGAUGGGCCGCGGAUGUGUUUCGGCACCAAGUUUGCGAUGCUGGAGUUUCGGGUGUUGUUGGUCGUGCUGCUGUGGCAUUUUGAGCUGCUGGAGUUGCCGCGGGAGUUGGUGGAUUUUGAGGCGAAUGAUUUUUUGACGAUUGAGCCGCGGAAUACGAGGGUGAGGUUGAGGGUUGUUGAGCGUGGUUAG